AUGGCGUUCCGGGCGGCUGGACGCGACGUCGCCUUCCCGGCACCGCCUCCCACCACGACCUCGAGCAGUGGUGCGUCUCCCUCGUUCUCGUUUUCUAUCGGCAACCCCCAGCUUGCCAGAUGGCGGCACCGGCCAUCUCUGUCGCUUCGCCUCCUCGACGGCAUGUUCUCCGUCUACCUGGAAUGCUCAGAUCCGUCCUUCAAGGUGGAACGUCGGCGCCGCUGCCAUCCAGCCCGACCCUAUGUUUCUGACACUAGCCUUGUGGAUCUGGCACCUCUCGCAGGUGCACAACCAGCACAAACGUGCUACAACGAGCAGCAGGGAUUUGGUUUGGGUGAUUAUAUACACGUCAUGACACCCUCUCCUCUACACGUUGAUGUCAAAUUCCCUCCUCCAAGAGCCAAUUGCAGGUCAAAGCGUUCUGCUAUGAGUCAGUUGUUUAAUAUUAUUAUUCUAAAUCUCAAGCACAUGAUGCUGCUCGCUAUAUCAGUUAUGCUGUCUCCAUGGGAGUUUUACAUUUUUGUGACCAGAUGCAUAAGGCUCCCCUAUUUCUUCUUUGUUUCCAAACAUGGUAGCCCUUUGGUAGAGGCUUGUGAAGAUGCCAUUUAUGUACCAUCACUAGUGCAGAACCGGGCAAUAGCACCGGAUUGUUUUACGUUAUAA
Messenger RNA from Triticum turgidum subsp. durum (durum wheat), 663 nucleotides. The record is from the annotation of a GenBank genome assembly. NCBI's taxonomy places the organism in Eukaryota, Viridiplantae, Streptophyta, Magnoliopsida, Poales, Poaceae.